AUGACGACUUCAUUUAAAUCAGAUUUAACACAAAACGUACAGUCAAAUUAUUGUUCAACAUCGUCAACUGAAGAAGGAGAAGCCGACCUGAUAAAAUUACAAGCUAAUCAAGCAUUUAAAAAUAGUGAUUAUGAAAAAGCAAUUGAACUUUAUACAAAAGCUAUUCAAACUCAUCCAGAUGCUAUUUUAUAUUCGAAUCGAAGUAUAGCAUAUCUUCGUCGUGAAUGGUAUGGUUUUGCAUUGAUAGACGCUAAAAAAGCAUUAGAAUAUGAUCCGAAAUAUAUUAAAGCAUAUUAUCGGCGCGCUUCGGCAUAUAUGGCUUUGGGAAAAUUUACUACAGCACUAAGUGAUUAUGAAUAUGUUAAAAAAGCUCUUCCAUAUAAUAACGAGGCAAUUACGAAAUAUGAAGAAUGUAAAAAGGUUGUUACGCGCAUUCGCUUUGAACGAGCGAUUGCUGUUGAUGAAUCAAGACAAUCUGCAGUUACUCAAAUUGAUGUUAAUUCAAUGACUAUAGGACCAGAAUAUGAUGGUCCACAUUUAGACACGAACGGUCGAGUUACGCAACAAUUCAUGUUGAAACUUUUACCUUAUUUAGAAAAUCAAAAACUCCUUCAUAAAAAAUAUGCCUAUCAAAUUAUUCUACAAAUACUUUCCAUGCUAACAUCAUUACCAACAUUAGUUGAAAUCACUGUACCUGAUAAACAUAAAUUUACUAUAUGUGGAGAUGUACACGGACAAUUUUAUGAUUUAUUAAACAUAUUCAAACUAAACGGAUUACCAUCGGAAGAAAAUCCUUAUUUAUUUAAUGGGGAUUUUGUUGAUCGUGGUGCAUUUAGUGUUGAAUGUAUUAUUACUUUGUUUGGCUUUAAAUUACUUUAUCCGAAACAUUUUUUUCUUGCUCGAGGUAAUCAUGAAUCGAUAAUAAUGAAUCAAAUGUAUGGAUUUGAAGGUGAAGUCAAAGAAAAAUAUACUCCAGAAAUGUUUCAAUUGUUUACUAAAGUUUUCAAUUAUCUACCGUUGGCACAUUGUAUUAAUAAGAAAAUAUUCGUGACUCAUGGUGGAUUAUUUAAUAAAGAUGAUGUUACAUUACAAGAUAUUUGUGGUAUUGAUCGAGUUCGACAACCACCGAAUGAAGGAUUAAUGGCAGAUUUAUUGUGGAGUGAUCCACAAACGCAAAAUGGCAGAUGUGAAAGUAAACGUGGUCUUGGUGUUCAAUUUGGACCUGAUAUCACUGAACGUUUCCUUAAAUUGAACAAUUUGGAAUAUAUUGUUCGUAGUCAUGAACUUAAACAGCAAGGUUAUGAUUUGGGUCACAAUAGAAAAUGUAUAACAGUAUUUUCGGCACCAAACUAUUGUGAUACGAUGGGAAAUAAAGGUGCUUUUAUUACGAUUACUGGUGAUGAUAUAACUCCUAAAUUUACAUCCUAUGCAGCUGUACCUCAUCCGACAGCACGACCGAUGAUGUAUGCUAAUCAAUCGUCGCUAUUUGCUUCAAUGUAA
Messenger RNA from Rotaria socialis, 1500 nucleotides. NCBI's taxonomy places the organism in Eukaryota, Metazoa, Rotifera, Eurotatoria, Philodinida, Philodinidae. The record is from the annotation of a GenBank genome assembly.